AUGAUGAUGAACAACACCCUUCCUUGCCCGGCUUGGGUCUACUCGACCGAGUCCAACGUACACCGCGCAAAAGAUCGGUCCUGGUUCGGCGACGACUACCAGCCCAUCAGCAGCGUCCUCGAGCCCAAGCCGACCACAUCCGGCGGCGGCGGCCGUCCCUCCUCCUCCCUCGGCGGCGCCGUCAUCGGCAUCGGCACCGUUGAGCUGCCCGUCAAGCGCCGCCCCGACGCCCUCGGCGCCUCCUCCCACGGCAUCCUGCGGCUGCGCAACGUCCUCCACGUCCCCGGCUGCCUCUGCAACGUCAUUGCCGCCGCCUCCCUCGCCGAGUCCGACCACCUCCUCUCCGCGCGCCCCGACCGCCCCGACGGCGUGCGCCAGAUCACGGACCGCAAGGGCCGCCCGCUCGCCUACUUCCUCCCGCCGGACCGGCGCACCGGCCUGCAGCGCCUGCGCCUCAGCGGGUCCCCGGUCGGCCCGCGCCUCGGCCCGUCGCCGUUCCGCCCCGCGACGUCGUACCUCAUCCGGGCCUGGUGGAGCGACGACGACCGCCGACAGGCCAUGCUGCAGCUCAGCCGGCGGCCAGUCGCUCCGCAGAAGCAGCAGCCGACCUCGACCACGACGACGCCGCCGACGACAAUUGCGUUCAGCGCGGAGGAGCGCGCCUGGAUCAGGCGCAACCACGGCAACGUGCGGGCCUUUUUGCGGUCGCACCGGCUGCGCGGCCGCAGCGAGGAGGACGCCACGACCGCGCGGCGCAUCAUCCGCGCCGCCCUGGAGCCGGGCAACAAAACCACCACCACCACGAGCAGCAUCAGCGUGGCGGACAGCGGGCUGGGGGGCAUGGACGGGUCGGCGGCGACGGGUAGCGGCGUCCGGGUGCUCGCGGCGGAGGCCGAGAGGCACUUUGGCCCGCAGGAGCUCGCUUGGGUCCGGCGGUGGUACGGCGACGCGCUCUCCUUUAUGGUGAGCCUGCGGCUGCGUAUCGCGGAUCCGGGCGACGGGCGCAAGGCCAACAGGGUCGCUGCCAUCCUGAUGGCUCCCGCCGCCGACAAGGGAUAA
Molecule: messenger RNA, 1059 nt
Organism: Cordyceps fumosorosea ARSEF 2679
Lineage: Eukaryota; Fungi; Ascomycota; Sordariomycetes; Hypocreales; Cordycipitaceae
Exons: 2
Coding region: 1-1059 (352 amino acids)
Source: RefSeq, a predicted model, not a curated record